This is a messenger RNA of Pestalotiopsis fici W106-1, 1866 nucleotides long. RefSeq lists its product as uncharacterized. The record is from RefSeq and is a predicted model, not a curated record. The transcript has a single exon. Gene Ontology annotation, molecular function: DNA-binding transcription factor activity, RNA polymerase II-specific; transcription cis-regulatory region binding; zinc ion binding. Gene Ontology annotation, biological process: positive regulation of transcription by RNA polymerase II. Lineage: Eukaryota; Fungi; Ascomycota; Sordariomycetes; Amphisphaeriales; Sporocadaceae. Gene Ontology annotation, cellular component: nucleus. Bases 1 to 1866 code for a protein of 621 amino acids.
AUGGCCAGUGUGAGAACUCCACGCAAAAAGACAUUUACAGGCUGCUGGACUUGCCGGUCGCGUCGCGUCAAGUGCGAUGAACAGCUGCCGUUUUGUCAGAGAUGCAGGCUAUUCGGAGUCGAGUGUGAAGGCUAUGGCGUCCGACUCACCUGGUUGUUGAGCGACGGCGAGGGGCAAUUCCAGCAAGACGUUGACGGUAAUGCCGUGAAUACGCAAUCUGCCCGAACGAGGCGUAGUAUGCGUUCAUUCGAAAAUGCGGAAGCAUGGAUCGCGCCACAAUGUUCCGAUUCGGAACUCGACGCAAUGUUGGAGAGGAUUGAUGAUUGUCCUAUUCGCUCUUCUAGACUGGAAAGGGGGCUGUUCUCAGUGUUCCCUUUGCAGCGGGACUCGCCGUGCUCACAGUCCAACCUAAACAGUUGUCAAUCGUCAAGUGUACAAGACCCAGAAGAGAGCAUUGACGACCUAGACACAAUCUCCAUUAACGUGACUCGGAAAGUUACAAACCUCGUCGCUUCACCUUUGGCAAGUAGUGUUCCCAAUCGGCAGACUCUUCACCUCAAACAUGGUCUGACACCGCUUUCACAGGAGUCUGAACCGCGACAAUUGGCUGUUGAAGACUCUGGAUGCGCGCUGUUGGAUCGGGUCGAGCAGGACAGAGCAAGAAGUGAGAACCAUACCCCGAGUCUGGUGCAGGCAGGCAUUUCUUCCCUCCCAAAGCCGACACGGCAUCUGGACUCCCUUGAGACGCCCUCUUGCGAGAAACGGCUCAUCCACCACUGGGUCACUUUUACCAGUGGUAAGCUAGUCCUCGUCGACGAGCCUCACAAUCCAUGCCGCUCAAUGAUGUUGCCAAUGGCGUUGAAGGGUGUCAUGAUGAGUCCGAGUGAGUCUACAGCCGAUGUUGCCGUCUUUCACGCGAUUUGUGCCGGCGCAGCGUAUAAUCUUUACGAGCUUGGCGGUAGGUCCAAUGAACAGGACAGAGCACUUGCCUGGAAACACGACGAACAGGCCAUUCACCAUCUUCGCCACAACCUAGCGCAGCCCGAUCAACAUCACACCAAGUCUCUGGCAAUGGCAAUCAUGGCUUGCAUCACCGUCGAGGCCAUCUCUGGCACGACUGGCAGAUGGCGAACCCAUCUCGACGGUGGAAUCGCCUAUCUGACCGAGUUGCGGAAAACCGCCAUUGGCUUGCAGAUUUCUCUCGCCUUUCAGGUCCACCUCAUUCCGAUGGCGAUUCUCUGCGGUUAUUCCGUGCCUGCGGAACUCAAGUCGUUUCUGGACGAUGGUGCAGAGAAACUAGAGUUUUCAUUCCCAUAUUACGGCAUCUCGCAAUCGCUCCUGAGAAAUCUUGAUCGCAUCAAUGCCUUUGCGGUAGCAUUAGACAGAAAUGUGCCACAUUCAGACCUAGAUCGAUUCGAACUUCAAUUGUACCUGGACUUUCCACCAAGUGCAGAUGAUCCGAAUCCAAAGGAACAUAGUGCAAUUGUCCACUACAUGACGCAAGCAUUUUAUUAUGCAUUACUGGUACACUACCAGCGAUCCAUUCGACAUUCACCAUUGGAACAAGUGCAGGCACUCGUCGAAAAGGGUAUCGCUCAACUAGAGUUGAUAGAGCAAGCUACGCAAGACUCGGCAGGAUCAGUCAUGAUGUGGGCUCCCCUUGUGCUUGGUGCUGAAUGUUGCUCUUUGGGUUUGCAACGACGAAUGUCGGCGUGGUUCCAAAAGAAGCGGAGACUCGGUAUGAGAAACGUUGCAGUCAUAGAAGAUAUGAUCAAGGAUUUGUGGGAAAAGAGAGCACGUGGAGAUCUUGAUGCUGAUUGGCAACAUCUCAUAGCCCAAGAAGAUUUCGACGUAUUUCGACUGUGA